Messenger RNA from Camelus dromedarius (Arabian camel), 1884 nucleotides. It is a transcript of the gene LY6G6C, whose product is annotated as lymphocyte antigen 6 family member G6C. The coding region runs from base 1050 to 1427 and encodes 125 amino acids. The record is from RefSeq and is a predicted model, not a curated record. NCBI's taxonomy places the organism in Eukaryota, Metazoa, Chordata, Mammalia, Artiodactyla, Camelidae. Gene Ontology annotation, cellular component: external side of plasma membrane; protein-containing complex. The transcript has 3 exons.
UGUCUGAGUUGAAAUCUUGACUUUGCCAUGUACUAGAUGCAUGAUGUGCACAAGUCGUGUAAUUUCUCUGGGCUUGUUGACAUUAUCUGUAAAAUGGGGAUAAAAACACCUACCUUGUAGAGUAUUGUGAGAAUUAAGUAAUACACCGAAAAUGCCUAGAACAAUGGCUGAGACAUAGGAGCACUAUGUACUUGCCAUUAUUACCAUUUCUGUUCUUAUUUUAGCUGCUACCUCACCUCUCUGUGCCCACGCUGUCCCUCCCAGCCAUUGGUGCUGCGCCCAAAUUGGCAGGUUUUGAUUGAGGAAGUGCUUUGGAGCAGGUGCAAAGCCCCACACCCAGGACUUCAUCAGCCCUUACCAGACUGGAGCAACCAAGUCCAGGCCAAGCCCAAGCAGAGCCAGAGCCAGGACCUCAGAACCUUCAGGGGGCCUGAAGCAACCCUUCCUUAGCAGGCAGCUCCAUCCCAUGCCUCUGCUGCUAUGACAUCACAGAAGCCCUUGGUGACAUCACAAACCCUUCAUCCUGUGGCUGAGCAGGGGUUGGGAAGACCAAGUAGGGGCUGAAAUGAGGUUAAUUUGGUGCUCAAUUUCUGCCCACGUGCCCCUACAAAUGCCCACCGGGGAUUAAAUUUGGCACUCAGCUUGGGCCAUACCCCAUUGUUCAUUUCUCAGGAACCAGCAGAUGCUACCACCACAGCCACUGUAACAUCACAGGGGCCUUUGGUGAUACCUCUUCAGAGGACUGGGCAGGAGGGGAUAUUACUCUUGGGGGCCAGGAGGGUGUGUCUUGGACUGAAACCAAGAACCAAAAUGGAGUUGGCCACUAGUGCACCUACCCUCCCCACCUCUCUCUCCCAUCCCCAUCCCCACUCCCUCACUGGGCCCUGCUUAGCCCCUCCCUAAAUGGGGAGGGAGGGGCCACCAGAGUCAGGGAAGGGAGGGACCGUUGGAAUUAUAAAUUCCAAAAAGGCCACUCAACUCCCAGAACCCAACCCGGAAAUUCUACUCUGUCGGCUGCUGCUACCGCUACCACUCUCAAGACACUCACCAUGAAAGGCUUUCUGCUGCUCAUCCUGUCUGCUCUGCUCUGCUGGGUCUCAGCUGACAUUCGCUGUCACUCCUGCUACAAGGUCCCUGUGCUGGGCUGCGUGGACCGGCAGUCCUGCCGCCUGGAACCAGGACACCAAUGCCUGACAACAAAUGUGUAUCUCGGUAAGAUGUGGGUUUUCUCCAAUCUCCGCUGCGGCACACCAGAAGAGCCCUGUCGGGAGGCCUUCAACCAAACCAGCCACAAGCUGGGCCUGACCUAUAACACUACCUGCUGCAACAAGGACAACUGCAAUAGCCCAGCCCCUCGGCCCACCCCGGCCCUGGCCCUUGUCCUUGUUACCUCCUUGGCUGGCCUUGGCCUCUGGCUGUUGCACUGAAAUCCACUCCGUGGUUGCCCCUCCUCCCACCUGCCUUGGCCUGAGCCUCUCUUCUUCUGUCUUUGUAACCUCUGCUUCCCUUUGCUCAGAAAAGCAACCCUCCAGACCCUUCACAUUUCUUUGCUUAGACAGUGGUCUCCCGCUCCAUCCUUCCACCCCACACCCUCCACUCUGCUUUUCCGGAGUCCUUCCCCAUUUCCCUGAACACCACUCCAGAUCCUCCAUGGCCUCCUAAAAGGCCCCCCCCCCUUUGCCUCCUGCACUCUCCCAUGCCCUCCUUGGGGAGGGAUUGGAAUCUGGGCUGGAAAUGGGGGUUCUGCCCUGUCCCCAGUGAAGGCUCCCAAGAAGGACCUGAUGACCUCAUUGUAUGAGCUGAUUCCCCACACCCUGGCUGUCAUAUGUGCCCCAGCCUCAUUCUCACCCCUUUCCAUUUUGAGUAAUAAAUGUCUGUAUCUGA